AACCUGGAAUUUUAUCAUCAGAGUGCUUAUGCCAAAGAGAAAAGAGCCAGUGACGGUGGAGCAGCAACACUGGUAGUAGUGGCAAGAUCAGAAGGCAGGGAGCUUUAAGGCUCUCUGUCUUUUUCCACCACUUCAGAGAAAGAAAGAAAGGAGCCAGUUCCCUUCAUAGGAGUUGCAACUCAGAUUCAACAAUGCUAUUCCCAACAAGAAUAUGUUGCUUUAAUCUUUCCUUCGUCUCUCUCUCUUUGUUGCUCUUGUUAACUUUGGUGGGCAAUGUACUUUCUGGUGUGACCUAUGACCGCAAGGCCAUCGUCAUCAAUGGGCAGAGAAGAAUUCUUAUCUCUGGUUCUAUUCACUACCCCAGAAGCACCCCCGAGAUGUGGGAAGAUCUAAUUCAGAAGGCAAAAGAUGGAGGCCUUGAUGUUAUACAGACUUAUGUGUUCUGGAACGUGCAUGAGCCUUCUCCUGGAAAUUAUAAUUUCGAAGGAAGGUUCGAUCUUGUUCGGUUUAUUAAGACCGUCCAGCGAGCUGGUCUUUUCGUUCAUUUGCGAAUUGGGCCCUAUGUCUGCGCAGAAUGGAAUUUUGGGGGACUUCCUGUUUGGUUAAAGUAUGUUCCUGGAAUCAGUUUCAGAACAGAUAAUGGUCCUUUCAAGAUGGCAAUGCAGAAGUUCACGGAGCAAAUUGUGUCAAUGAUGAAGAGUGAAAAGCUCUUUGAAUCUCAAGGAGGGCCUAUCAUCUUGUCUCAGAUUGAGAACGAGUAUGGUUUAGAGGCCAAGGCACUAGGGCCUGCAGGUCAUGCAUAUAUGACAUGGGCUGCAAACAUGGCAGUGGGGACAGAAACAGGUGUUCCGUGGGUGAUGUGCAAAGAAGAUGAUGCCCCUGAUCCUGUGAUCAAUACAUGCAAUGGUUUCUAUUGUGAUUACUUUUCUCCCAACAAACCUUAUAAGCCUACAAUGUGGACGGAGGCAUGGAGUGGCUGGUUUACAGAGUUUGGUGGUACACUUCGUGAAAGGCCAGUAGAAGACUUAGCAUUUGCAGUUGCUCGUUUCAUCCAAAAGGGUGGUUCCUUUGUUAACUAUUACAUGUAUCAUGGAGGAACAAAUUUUGGGCGAACUGCUGGAGGGCCUUUUAUCACAACGAGCUAUGACUAUGAUGCCCCAAUUGAUGAAUAUGGUAUGAUCAGGCAACCAAAGUGGGGGCAUCUCAAAGAGCUGCACAGGGCAAUUAAACUCUGUGAGCAUGCCUUAGUUUCUGCGGAUCCAAUUGUGACUAAUCUAGGAAAUUUCCAGCAGGCUCAUGUCUUCUCUUCAGAAUCAGGUGGAUGUGCAGCCUUCCUGACAAAUACUGAUCCAAAACUUACUGCAAGAGUGUUUUUCAACAAUAUGCACUAUUAUCUACCUCCUUGGUCAACCAGCAUCCUUCCAGACUGCAGAAACGUAGUAUUUAACACAGCCAAAGUAGGAGUACAGACAUCAAAGACGCAAAUGUCCCUAGGCAGUAGCCGAUCUCUUUCUUGGGAGACAUAUGAUGAAAAUAUCAACUCCUAUGAAGAUAACUCAAUGACAAUGGUUGGAUUGUUGGAGCAAAUAAAUGUCACUAGAGAUACCACUGAUUACCUGUGGUACAAGACAAGUAUCUAUAUUGAUCAUUCUGAAGCUUUUCUGCGGAAUGGCCAACAUCCUGUUCUUUAUGUUCACUCAGCAGGGCAUGCCUUGCAUGUUUUUGUGAAUGGGCAGCUUGCAGGAACUGCAUAUGGAAAUGGUGAAAAUCGCCAAUUUACUUUUACUGGUAAUGUAAACCUGCGAGCUGGAGAAAAUAUCAUUGCCCUCCUAAGUGUAGCUGUUGGUUUGCCGAACAUCGGCAUGCAUUAUGAAUCUUGGAACACAGGCGUUCUUGGUCCAGUUGUGCUCAAGGGUCUUAACAAAGGAAACUGGGAUUUGACCUGGCAGAAAUGGACUUACCAGGUUGGUUUGAAGGGAGAAAAUUUGAAUCUGCACUCUCUGGAAGGGGUUUCUUCUGUGGAAUGGGCACAAGGGUCACUAUUUUCAAGGAAAACUCAACCACUAACUUGGUACAAGGCCUAUUUUGAUGCACCUUCUGGUAGAGAUCCACUAGCUUUGGACAUGGGCAGCAUGAAAAAGGGCCAAGUAUGGAUUAAUGGACAAAGCAUUGGAAGAUACUGGCCAGCAAAUAUUGCACAGGGUGACUGUGGCGAAUGCAGAUAUACUGGGACUUUCCGACAGCAAAAAUGCCAAAGUGGCUGUGGACUACCCACUCAACGCUGGUACCAUGUGCCCCGUUCAUGGGUGCGCCCAACAGGCAACCUCCUUGUAGUAUUUGAAGAGAUAGGAGGUGAUGCAUCUGGGAUAUCCCUAGUUACAAGAUCUCUGGCAAGUGUCUGUGCAGAUGUCUCCGAAUUUCAUCCUUAUUUGAGGAACUGGCACCUUGAAAAUUAUGGCAAGACAGAAGUGCUACAACAGCCUAAGAUCCAUAUUCACUGUGAAGAAGGACAAACCAUAACAGCAAUAAAAUUUGCAAGCUUUGGUACUCCACUUGGUUCAUGUGGUGAUUUCCAGUUGGGAGCUUGCCAUGCUCCAGAUUCACAUUCAAUCCUUGAAAAGAGUUGCAUAGGACAACAGAGAUGCUCGGUCGCCGUAUCAAACACUGAAUUUGGUGGAGACCCAUGUCCCAAUAUAUUGAAAAGAGUAGCUGUGGAAGCCAUAUGUGGUUAUACCUAAACAAAUCUGCGAAGGCACUUAUCAUAGAUGUGAAAUUCCUCAUAUAUCAAAUGUUUUUCUGCUUUGUAAUCUAAAAAGUUGAAAGGAAAAAAAGGGCACAUAAUAGUGUGGCAAAGAAGGUGAUUUUAUGGGUGGUUGUAGAUUGUUCAUAGUAGUGUUUCAUUGGUACAUGUAAUUCUUAUGGGGUCUUAAUUGUGGCUCUCCAUGUAUUGGAUGUCAGGUUUCGGUCCUUGCCUUAACCGAUAUUUCCCAUUUGAAAAAUGGAAAUGAAAGCAACAAGCUCAUUUGCUUUAUUUUCAAA
This is a messenger RNA of Nymphaea colorata (pocket water lily), 3039 nucleotides long. RefSeq names its product beta-galactosidase 5-like. The coding region runs from base 192 to 2738 and encodes 848 amino acids. Gene Ontology annotation, cellular component: cell wall; vacuole. The transcript has 19 exons. NCBI's taxonomy places the organism in Eukaryota, Viridiplantae, Streptophyta, Magnoliopsida, Nymphaeales, Nymphaeaceae. Gene Ontology annotation, molecular function: beta-galactosidase activity; carbohydrate binding. The record is from RefSeq and is a predicted model, not a curated record. Gene Ontology annotation, biological process: carbohydrate metabolic process.